Messenger RNA from Purpureocillium lilacinum, 864 nucleotides. RefSeq lists its product as uncharacterized. Gene Ontology annotation, cellular component: extracellular region. Lineage: Eukaryota; Fungi; Ascomycota; Sordariomycetes; Hypocreales; Ophiocordycipitaceae. The record is from RefSeq and is a predicted model, not a curated record. Gene Ontology annotation, molecular function: IgE binding.
AUGAAGGUCUCCGCCACCGCCGUCUUCCUCGCGACCGCCCUCGGCGUCGCUGCCCACCCCAGCGGUGCGGCUCACCAGCACAUGCACAAGCGCCUCGAGUUCGUCAAGGCCGGCAAGCCUGUGCCCGCCCCCGUCAAGGCCGUCGUCGAGCCUUCAACUGUCGCUUCCCCUUCUGCUGUGGCCACCCCUAGCCAGGCUGCCCCGUCCAACUCUGGCGGCUCCGGCGCCGGUGUCAAGAGCUACACUCCCUUCUGCGGUGGCAACAAGCGCGCCACUGUUGGUGACAUUGCCUACAAGGGCAACGUUGGCGGCUCCCAGUACGGCUGCAACAUGAUGCUCGCCUCCCUGGACGUCGUAGACAAGUACGACUACCAGGCCAUCUUCGAGGAAACCCAGGGCAAGGACCAGAAAUGCGUUUGCUGGAACAAAUAUGGCCCUACAAACAAGAUUGACGGCUUUUUCUCCGCGAACACUGGAGCUCUCAAAUUUGACCUGCCAGCCAAGAGCAAGCAGGCAGUUGUCUUCGACGGAAACAGCCAGGGCGGCUGCACCUGCCGUGUCGGCGAGAUGACCUAUACGAAGCACUUCAUGUUUGACGGCACCUGGUUCGAGUUUGACUUUGGCAACGAGGCCAACAAGAAGUGGUCUGGCGCCGAUGCCUCCAGUCUCGCUGCCCACGACGAUUUUGGCACCGUCACUGCCAUGACCGUGGAAUGUGGCCUUCGCGACGGCUCCUACAGCGACAAGUCCAUCAUCAACGCGGACGGGUCGGGCACUAACUCUUUCACUGCCGGGAAGAACGCGGAGGACGGCCACGGCUGCAACAUCCCUGCGGGGCCGGCAUACGCCAAGAUUCAGGUCUAA